Amoebophrya sp. A120 is the source of this 3117-nucleotide messenger RNA. The record is from the annotation of a GenBank genome assembly. Lineage: Eukaryota; Dinophyceae; Syndiniales; Amoebophryaceae.
CUCAAGUGGGAGAUUAUUAAAUUUCAAUGAAGUAGUGAACAGCCAGCCGCGAUCAUGUCGCCGUGCCCUCGCGUUUUAUCCAAAGUGUUCCAGCAUGAAAUACUUCUGUGUAUAGAAUCUACUUCUCCGUCUGCGGUUCACACAGCAGCACACCGAGCUCAAACUGAGGGCAUACAAUCAUGUGAAGUGAUCGCUCUGCUGCUUCAUGCACCUCCUCUCCCAAUGAUAUCAAAAUGUUGCUGCAAGUUCCAUCACAUUCAUACGAAGCUUUUCCUCUAUUGCUCUGAAGAUCCACAAGGGCGGACGAGACUUGGAAGUGUAGGAUUAUCAGAUGAAGACUGAGCAGUGGUAGAAUAACAAGUUGCUCAUCUUCGCUUCACCCUUCACAACAUGCUUCAGCGACAAACUGUAUUUCUAUUUGUACCACUAAACAACGAUUUCGAUUCUCUUCAAGCGAACAAUUUUUACACUCCUUGAGAAAUGAAUGUGUAGUUGACCGUGAAGUUGUUAUCUUACAUAGCUUUACCUUUACGUUUACACUGAAAAUAAGUACGUCAUCAUGAAAAGAUUGAAAAUAUUUGAAACCGCGUCCUCAAUUUUUGUGUCGUCUAUCAGCAGCGACCAUUUCAUUCAGUUCUGCCCACACCACUAGCAGAACCAGAGGAAUUCAACCGGUAUUAGGUUUACUUAUUUUCAUUUCCUAGAAACAAGAAACAAAUCUAUUAAUUUUUCCGAUACGAUUUGUAGUACUGUACAACAGCUUGUUGUCGGUGAGCUGCUCCCCAAUCACUUCUCCACUACACGCAAAAUGGCGAUGAGUGGUGCGGCGAGCCAGGUCCUGGCACUUUUGGUGCUGGACCAGGAGAGCAAUCGGUUGGCGGUGAAGUACUGUACCAACGGCACCAAGCUGUUUCCCACCGUGGACGCCCAGCGAAAAUUCGAGAAGAUACGCACUGGCGCUACAAAAGCGUCGUACUAGUACGCAUUGCCGGUUGCAAGAAGUUUGGUAGGCAUGACAGAUCCGAUUUCGCUUUCAGAUGUAAAGCUGCAACAAAAACAAGUUGAUUCUCCCGUCUGAAAAAUUUCUCUUGCAAGUAUCUCCACUAGUGCGAUGAAUCCUUUUGCAGUGCAUAGAUGAAAGUGAUUGGUAAGUUGGCGAAGCCCACCGGACGGCCCACGGAGGGCGACGUGGCCCUGAUCGGGGACUACCAGUUGGUGCUCUACAAAAUCAUCAACGACGUGUACGUGUGCAUUGUUUGCUCGGUGCAAGACAACGAGGUGAUUUUGGCGCAGCUGCUCGAGGGGCUGUGCCAGGCGCUGACCACCGUGGGCAACGUGUCUUUCGUGGGCAACCACUCCCUGACGAAGCAAACCGUGCUGGAGAACCUGGAUCAAGUACUGCUCGUGCUGGACGAAGUGGCGGACGUACGAAAAUGAACAAGAACCACUUCCUACCCCUCCACUCGAGCAGUACUAAAGUAGGUCAUGAUAAAAAGAUUUUACGCAGCAGAAACGACAUUACUAACGUAGAUUGCGCAUGACAAACUAUCACGAUGACAACACGAAAGCCAGAAUACUGCGAGCAGACCGAUGUAGUGCUGUUUGAGAGCUGCACGCACAUGAGAGCACAGCAGAUUGUCAUGCCAACAAAUUGAAAUUGUAACUGUUUUCGUAAAAAAAUUAUCUUAAAAGUAAAGUGAGACUCAGACCGAAACAAGAGCUUGCGCUCAUCUGGUAACCAAAUGGGUAGGAUUUGUGCACCUUCAUAGGACGACAACGGCAUCGUGAUGGAAAUCGACGAGGAGAAGAUCGUACGCAUUGCAAAAGAAGUAGUAGUCCAAGUGUAUCAAAUGCAUUUACUGCAUGACAGAUUUCCUAUUCCCAGCUGCAUCUGCAUGAGAAAUGCAAAUGUCGCUGAUGUUCACAUAUUUGUAUUGCAGAAAGUCAAUUGUAAUUUUAGAUUUCAUGCAUUUUUUACAACAACUAGUACUAGUACAGCUUCUGCAAAAAUGCAUAGCUGAUGGCCCGGAUCCGCAUGCAGGACGUGGAAACCGGCGGUGACAGCGGACUGGGAAGCGGAUUGAGCGAAAGCAACCAGUUAUGCAAGGAAGGAAGUGUAGUUCUGCAGCUACAGUGAGUACAAAUGGGGUUGCAGCAGGACGACAGGCAAGACAAACAACAUCUGUCAUGUACAUGUUCGAGGAGUCGCGGCUUGCGAGUCUCAUUACAUUCUAUAAUAUGCACGUUUUUAUUCUUGUGUGUUGUCGAGCAAGUUUGUGCAGUUGGCGAAGUUUUAUUUACCGGAGCCAAUGUGUCUAUGUCUAAAGCAUCAUGUAGCUGCUGCGCUUUUUUCUUUUCAUACCAGUCCGAGCCCGAGCGCGUGUUCCAGCAAGCUACCCAGGCUAUGACAGUGCACAACUCCCCCUCCCCCUCAUUGGUCAUGCAAAAUACCCAAUCCAUCCUUUGCCUCUUGGCACUGUUUGCAUGACAAGUCCUGGUAGCCCAAAUAGCACUACACUCCAGAGCAAAUUUGUUAUGCAAAACCGGCACUCUUGCUGAUGCUUGUAUUGCCGUUCAUGCUAUACAAAUGAGGGGGAGGGGGAGUUGUGCACUUUGAUACAAGCGGCGAAAAAGCGACUGCUGGAAUCGCUGCUCGGCGGACGGGGCUAAGCGGAGGCAGAGUCGAGCAGGAAACACUUCUAUUCCGGAAGGAAACUACCGUCAAAAAGCUGCGUGUGAUGUCACAUGUUUAAUAUUUUUGCGAAAACAGCACGUGCGCAGCGGUUUGCUGUCACUGCUAGACAGCCCGCGGCCUAAGUAGGAGCAUUGAACUGAUGACAGUGCUGGAGCGAGCGAAUAUGACACUACUGCGCAAAAAGUUUUUUACGUUUUUUCACCCAGCAAGAAGAACGUUGAUGGUAUAUGAAAACAGUAUAGAUCACCACGACGGUGUCGUGGAGGACUUUUCCCGCCCCUGAAAGCUAAACUACAACCCCCCCGCGAGGACAAAGCAAUCUUUUUAGAUGCCUUGUCUUGUCGUAUUAUUUGCGUUUGAAGAAAUAAGAUUAAGAGGAUCGAAUACUUUGUUCCACCUGUUGUCUACUCCAGUAAUGUGGG